Messenger RNA from Penicillium macrosclerotiorum, 1800 nucleotides. RefSeq names its product Sterol O-acyltransferase ACAT/DAG/ARE. Gene Ontology annotation, biological process: ergosterol metabolic process. The coding region runs from base 1 to 1800 and encodes 599 amino acids. The record is from RefSeq and is a predicted model, not a curated record. Lineage: Eukaryota; Fungi; Ascomycota; Eurotiomycetes; Eurotiales; Aspergillaceae. The transcript is spliced from 4 exons. Gene Ontology annotation, cellular component: endoplasmic reticulum membrane. Gene Ontology annotation, molecular function: ergosterol O-acyltransferase activity.
AUGAACGGUCACCCAAACAGCCAGGCAGAUCUAUUGCAAGGGCAGCUCAUGUCAACGUCGUCUGGUUUGACUAAUAAAGAGCAAGACCGUGAGAUCUUGGGUCAGCAACGGAGUAUACCAGUCAAGUUCCAGGAAACAAACCAAGCAGGUCAGUAUCUGCUCACGUCCGAAGAUGCCGCGCUCUUGCAAGAGAUACUCCAGCAUACUCUUCAUGUCGAGAGAUCCGGGGCGGCAGUGAAGCGGAGCUUUCGCUUUCGAGAUCUCGAAUUCACUCGGCAACUAAGCACCUUUGAUCGCCAAAAUCCGACCUUCCACUCCUCCCAGUUCCACGGCUUCUUUACCCUCUUCUGGCUAGGGGUGACCUUAAUGCUUAUCAAGGUCGCUGCCAAUAACUUCCGAGCGUACGGGACUCCCUUUGGAAAGAAUGAAAUCAUUCAGCUCAUGUUGAGUCGUGAUGUGCUGGUUCUCGGCAUUACGGACUUCAUUUUGUGUUGGUCUACUCUGUUCUGCCUUGUUCUUCAGCAAGUAAUCUUCCGAGGGUAUCUACAUUGGAGUCGAUCUGGGUGGAUCGCUCAAAAUAUCUGGCAGACGGCAUAUCUUGCUGGCUUCAUCUGGUGGACAUACCAUCGUGAUUGGCCUUGGACACAUACGGUCUUUAUUGUCCUGCAUUGUUUAACAAUGUUGAUGAAGCAACAUAGCUAUGCUGCCUACAAUGGUUACCUAUCCGAGCUGUAUCGAAAGCGACAGCUGUUUAAAGAUCGUCUCCAUCGGCUCGAGAAGCAUGUCAGUGACAGCUUCACAGGGACAGCGAAUACCUCAUCCGUGUUCUCUAGUGCUGGUCUGGAUUCCGAGAUUACAUCCCUCAGGAAGCAGAACCGGCGACGCAGCUCUGCAGACUUUAAUAAUUUCCAUGGGACCCGGAAUACCGAUCACCUUCUGUCGCUCUCCGAAAGCAUUGAGAACGGCACACCGUUGGAGCCGACUCAAAUGAUGUCCCUGAAGUCUCUUCUAGAGAAGGAGAUUGAACUUUUGUCUGAGGGACUUCGGGGUCAAUUUUCAUCUGCCAAUCACUAUCCCAAAAAUCUGACAGUCCACAACUUCUGUGAUUUUGUCACCCUGCCUACUUUGGUUUACGAGCUAGAAUACCCUCGCACAGAGAAAAUUGACUGGGUAUAUGUUGCUGAAAAGACCGCGGCCACAUUCGGCACUAUCAUGGUUAUGAUCGCCGUGUCUCAAUAUUGGAUCUACCCCGUCGUCAUGCAGACCCUGCGCAUGAAAGAAGAAGGUUUGACGGUACAGCAGAGACUACAGGAGUUUCCCUGGGUCUUGAGUGAUCUGCUAUUUCCAUUCAUGAUGGAGUAUCUACUAGCUUUCUACGUCAUCUGGGAGUGCGUGCUCAAUGCAUUAGCCGAAAUUACCCGAUUUGCAGACCGUGGGUUCUAUGCCGACUGGUGGAACUCGGUCUCCUGGGAUCAAUUUGCCCGCGACUGGAACCGCCCGGUGCACAGCUUUCUGCUACGGCACGUCUAUCAUAGCUCCAUUAGUACCUUCCACUUGUCGCGGGUUUCUGCCAGCUUAAUAACAUUCCUGCUAUCGGCUUGCGUUCAUGAGCUCAUCAUGCUCUGCAUCUUCCGGCGUCUGCGGGGCUAUCUGCUAAUCCUACAGAUGUCCCAGCUCCCCCUAGUUUCCCUGAGUCGAACACGCUUUAUGCGGGACCAGAGGCUGGUGGGGAAUAUCUUCUUCUGGCUAGGGAUUUUUACUGGCCCCAGUCUACUCUGCAGUCUGUAUCUGAUCAUUUGA